AUGGCCAACUGGACUGAGCUAAAUGAGACACUGGGGGCAGGAUCCCCAUCAUCCCGUCUGGUUGGGCUCAUCCCAGCUGCCUUCCUGGAGGUGGUGACCCUUCUGGCCAACGGAACCGUGCUGGCUGUAGUGCUCCGCACCCCUGCCCUCCGAAAGGCGAUCUACCUUGCCCACCUGUGCCUGGUGGACCUGUUGGCUGCCAUCUCAGUGAUGCCCCUGGGCCUGCUAGCGGCUCCCCCGGGCCUGGGAACCGUGUACCUGAGCCGGGGCCAGUGCAGAGCUGCCCGCUUUGUCACUGCCACGUUGGUAUCAGCCUGUACCCUGACGCUGGCUGCCCUUGGCCUGGAGCGCUACCGCUACAUCCUGCAUCCGCUGAGGCCCCGGCCUCGGCCCCCGCCGAUCUUGGUGCUAGGGAUCGUGUGGGCUGUGUCUGGUCUCCUGGGGGGGCUUUCCCUCCUGGGCCGGCCUUCUCCAAACUGCUCCUUGGUGGCUGGUCCCCCAGGACCUUUCCGGCCUCUCUGGGCUAUCCUAGCAUUUGCCCUGCCUGCUCUGCUCCUCCUGGUCUCCUAUGGCAGCAUCUUCCGUGUGGCCAGAUUAGCAGCCCUCCGCCCACCACCCCCUGCUCCUGGCCCACGGCCCCGCUCAGACUCGCUGGACAGCCAUCUGUCCAUCCUGCCACCCCGGCUGGCCAGCCCCCACCUGGUAGGGGGCAAGGCAGCCCUAACAUUGGCACUGGUCGUGGGUCAGUUCCUUGGUUGCUGGCUGCCUUUCUUUGCUGCAUGUCUGCUGCCUGGGCGCUGGAGCAUAGGGGUAGAGGUGGCCCUCACCUGGCUGGCCUACUCUUCCUUUGCUGCCCACCCUUUCCUCUACGGCCUCCUGCAGAGGCCUGUGCGUGAGGAGCUGAGCCGUCUGGCCCGAGCCUGGCUCCGAGCAGUACCAGGACCCUGGCACUGCCCACCAGGAGCUUGGCUCCCCCAGAGCUUCCUGAAGCUCCUCCGGGGAGACCCAGAGAGCCCAGCCUUGGAUCCUUCCGCUGGCCAGGAAGCAAACACCAUGACUGCAGAGGGGCCUGGCCUGGACCAGGGAGGGAGCACCUGA
Molecule: messenger RNA, 1098 nt
Organism: Trichosurus vulpecula (common brushtail)
Lineage: Eukaryota; Metazoa; Chordata; Mammalia; Diprotodontia; Phalangeridae
Gene: GPR62
Product: G protein-coupled receptor 62
Exons: 1
Coding region: 1-1098 (365 amino acids)
Biological process (GO): G protein-coupled receptor signaling pathway
Cellular component (GO): endosome; signaling receptor complex; plasma membrane
Molecular function (GO): G protein-coupled receptor activity
Source: RefSeq, a predicted model, not a curated record